CAUCUCCUCGUUCUUGCUCUGUUAGGUUUCGAUUAUCCCCUGGGUGGACGGGAUUUCUUGAGGCAAACUUCACUGUGGAAGUUCACCCUCCAAGAAUCCUAGAAAAGGGGAUAAUCGAAACCCUAACAGAGCAAGAACGAGGAGAAGGCUACGGAAAGGAAGGAGAAGGCGGUGAUCGCUAAGAGUCUGGGGAGGCGUCUGCCGGCGGAACUGGUGGCUCGGGAGAUCAGAGGGCGGGCCAAACUCCAGCACCCGGUGGAUGUCCUCCCAAUGGCAGAGGGCCUCAUGACGAUCAGGUUCGGGACCGGAGAGGAGCAGGCGACGGUGCUGGCGACUGGCCCGUGGGUGGUGGCGGACCAGCUUCUGGCAAUGGAGGAGUGGCAGGCUGAUUUCACCCCGGGAACCCAGACGGUGAGCCGGACAAUGGUCUGGGUCCGGCUACCGGGUCUCCCCCUGGAAUACUGGGAUAGGGCCGCUAUCUUCGAGAUCGUGGCGGCGGCGGGGCGGCCGGUGGAGCUCGACGGCGUCUCCAACGAGUGGCGGCGGAUCGGGUACGCCCGGGUGCGGGUGGAGGUCGACGCCGUGACACGAAUAUAGCAGAAAACCGCGGCAAAAAUUGCAGUUGCAAGCCCAGCAAGUAUAAUUUCUCCACCAGCAAUCGACUUAUCAAA
Molecule: messenger RNA, 671 nt
Organism: Phoenix dactylifera (date palm)
Lineage: Eukaryota; Viridiplantae; Streptophyta; Magnoliopsida; Arecales; Arecaceae
Source: RefSeq, a predicted model, not a curated record